GAGAGACCAAAGCUGAAGGAGUUGUAUUCGUUCCCCACAAUCUCGGGCGCCACCAUUGACUUGAGGGAGAAGGUGGGGUCAAAGUUUGAGGACUUGGGUCUAGAUCUGCUGGAUGACGACGAUGGCUCCCUGGUGGACCAGAUAGUGACCAACUGCCAACUCAAGUCAGCCGAGACUGUCGCCGAGAUCUUCAAAAGCUGCAGAGAGUCAUACACCUAAUCCUCCCAACACCCAACUUUCCUCCACUUCUUCACCACCUCCAACACUCCCUCCUCCCCUUACCAGUCGUCCCACUCUGCCUCAGUUGCUGCGUCUCAAGAUACCACAGAGAGUUGGUGCCAACUACUCCACAUUUGGAAUCCUUCUCCUCAACGACACAGACGGGAGACGAAUGGACAGCUACGAGCUGCAGUACCUUGGAAAUCCAGAGAAGAUUGUUCAGCGUAUUCUCCAUGAGUGGCUGCAGGGGAGGGGACAGGAGUUAGUGACGUGGGAGACACUCAUCGAGACACUCGGAGACUGCGACCUCUCAGCUCUGGCUGACGAGGUUCGCCAGAAACCGCCGUCAUAUCACUCCUGAUCACCUUCCAUGUACACCUCACCCUUGACCUCUCUCUCUCUUUGACAUUAUUUGCAGCUACUAUGAGUAGCCUACUUAUC
Molecule: messenger RNA, 660 nt
Organism: Geodia barretti
Lineage: Eukaryota; Metazoa; Porifera; Demospongiae; Tetractinellida; Geodiidae
Source: the annotation of a GenBank genome assembly